AUGGUAAGGUAGGGUAGGAUUGGGUAGAAUAGGGCUAAGCAUAGACAUAUAAAGGAUAAUGUAAUGUAAGACUAAAAAUAGACAUAUAUCAUUGAUAACGUUUUUUGUUUUAUAUAUGUUAAUUAUAAUUCUUGAUAAUAUAAAUUUAAAUUUUAGAACUACUUUCCCGAGCCAGUCCACCUGAUUUUUCUUCUGAAACCGGAAGGCGUGCUACAACGUGCUCUGGAGGUUGGCUAUAGGAACUUUACUGAAAACGGACAAUUUAACGUAAGUUUUUAGAAUUUUUAUUUCUAAAAUAAAAAAAAAUUUUAAAUUUCUAAAAAAUUUUUAACCGAAGUGCUGGUUAUCUUUCGGGUUUCAAACCUUUAUUGUUAGUUUAUGCCAUUUUCUGUUAUCACACCUUAAGGCUGAUUAGCCAAUGAACCAAAUAAAGUUUCGCAAAAUCUUCCUUCUCAAGGCCGUGCCAUUUUUUGCGUCGAAUUUUAACUAAUUUUGGGAUGCGCGCCAAAAAAGUUAAUAGUAACUUAAGGGCAUUUUGGGUUUAACAGCGGCGGUUUUGCUGAUUAAACAUUGUUUGACAGUUUGUUUUUGAAAUUUAUUUUGGAGGAAUUUCAAGCACAUUUUAAAAAUGGCAAUAAUUUUUUUUACAAGUAAUUUCAUGAUAGCAAAACUUUCUUUACAAAAAAAAUCAUUUCAUUAGCAAAAGCUUUGUUUACAAAAAAAUUUUUUUAAUAACGAGAAUUUUCUUUACAAAAAAAAUAAUUUUAUUAGCAAAAACUUUGUUUACAAAAAAAUUUUUUUAAUAACAAGAACUUUCUUUACAAAAAAAACAUUCUAUUAGCAAAAACUUCCUUUACAAAAAUCAUUUUAAUAGCAAAAAUUUUCUUUACAACAAAUAUUUUCUAGACCCAAAAAGUAUUAAAAACAAGUUGUUAUUACCUCAAAAACGUCUCUUAAUUGUUAUUGUUUUUUUGUUGAAAACGUGUCAAGUAAUUGAUAGUUAUAAGCUUGUUCCUCUUUCCAACGUAAUUGUCCUCAUUUCGUCUUCUCACAACUUAUGACAACUUAUUUUUUUCGUUUUUUGAGGACAAUAAAUCAAAAUGGCCAAAAGUUUGACAAAAUUGUUAGUUUGGGUUGGUUUAUGUUAUCAUUGUGUGAUUAGGUUUUAAGUUUUUACAAUUUUGUUUUUUGUAAAGAAAGUUUUGGAGUUUUGAGUCUUUGACCAAAUUAUUUUAGAUUUUUAAUAAUAUUUAAUUUACUUUGAACUGUUAUUCAUAAUUUAUUUUUGAAAAACUUAUUCUUUGUCAUUUUUGAUGUUUUAAAGACGAAAUUACAUUAAAAUUUAACAGAGCAACUGAUGGUCUUCUUAUUAACAUCUUGUUUUGAUAAGAACAACACCGAUAAUCAGAUACAGUUGCUGUUAUUGAUAGAAUAACACUAAAAAGACUUCUUGAACCUUGCUUUUUGAUCAAAGUUGUGAAAAAUAAUGGUUUUGUUGAUCGGAAAAUGUAAAUUUGGGUUUAAAAUACGAUAGAUUCUUUGCUUUAUGCUUUUUUGAUAAAUAUUUUCAUGUUUUACAAUAUUUUUGAAAGUUUAUAAUACAUACUUAUUUAAAAUGGAAGUUGAAACGGUAUGAUAUUUACUAAUGACAAUAUUUUUUUAAAAAAAUUAUGCAAAAAUGUAGUUUUAGCUUUUGACCUUAAGAUUGUCAUAUUUUAGGUAGUACCUUGUCAAAGCACAUCAGAAUUGCGCGACUAUUUGGCUCCAGAUUGUCUUACGAUGGACGUCGGAGGGGUUCUCAAAUAUAACCAUCUCGAAUGGGUACAACAUCGAAUGGUACGUUUUUUUUGUUUCUAUUACCUAAAUUAUAACUUUGUUACCUGAAUUAUAAAUUUGUUACCUAAAUUAUAAAAUUGUUACCUAAAUUCUAAUUUUGUAGUUAAGUUCUUAAAAUUGAAAUUUAGGUAACAAAUUAUUUUUUCUGGAGAUUCUUUCCUUUUGUUGUUAUAAAAAGACGUACUAGCUUCAUAAUGAAAAUGAAAAAUUAUAUUUUAUAUUACUUUAGGACAUUGAACGAAUGAAAAGUUCAGCGGCCGUAAUCGCCGAAAGUCUGAGCGAAUUCGGCCGAUGUUUGCGUGAAACCGAACUGCCAAACGAUGUAGAAUCAACACAGCGGAUUCUAGAAGCUCAAACUUCCGAACGAGAUGCAAUAAAAGAGGAUUUUCGGAUUUCCAUCAGAAAAGGUCUUCAACUUUUGCGACAAGUACGACAACUAGAGCAAAAACCCGAGGCCGAGCAGCUGAGCCCGACUAGAUUGCACAACGUGACUGCUAUCGAACGUAUGUUGAUCCAACUGGAGGAUACGGAAAAGUCAUUCGACGCGUUUUGGUCGAAACAUCAACAAAAACUUGAGAAUUGUUUGAAGUUGAGGAGGUUCGAAGAAGGAUUCAGGAAGGUGGGUUAAUAUCUUUUAUAAUAAAACUUUAUUUUUUAUAAAGGUUUGUUAUUGUAUUCCAAACAUAAUUAUAGUACGGUAUCUGUCUAGACGCAUGUUUGUUGGUACGAUAUGUACACUUAUACCAUGGAUCACGGUUUUUUUGUUUUCUUAUUAAACUUUCGCAAAAGACCCAUUUAAGGGGUGGCUGCGGGAUUAGACACGUCUCUGUUGCGGUGAUUGUUUUUGGAUGAUUCAAAUAGUCAAAAUAUCUAAAUAGUAAGAUGAUGAGCAAGAUGGGAAACGAUUGCCAUGAUAAUAGACAUUUUCAUUUGUUUCUUAGUUUUAAAACUUAACUUUGAUUUUUUUCGUAUAUUAACGUAGGGAAAAGAAACUUUAAAUUGGCUGAAAUUUUUAAAGUUUAAAAAUUUACUUGAGAAACGAACUUUUAUUACUAUUGCCGACAUAAAGAAUCCGCCAUUUUUUACAGGAAAUUACACUAAAAAUAUGGCGGGUUCUUUAUGUCGGCACCUAAUAAAAAAAUUUAAAUUACUGUUUACGCUAUAAACCAUGGUAUUUAUAGUUUGGGCAUAAACAAAAUAGUUAAAAUUACUGAUUUUGAGAAGUUCGUUUACGGUUACGGUUAAUAGGGCAGUAAAUAUAGUAAAAUUGUGAAUUUUAUGUCUAGUAAAAUACGCUCAGCUAUAUAGUCUAAUAUAAUGUAAGUAAAGUUUCUACUCAUAUAAUGUAAGUGAAAUCUCUACUGUAAUAAGACCGCAUUUCUAUUGUUAUACGACAUCUUUCGAGUUUAGCUAACAUCCUGAAGCACAACAAACAUUCCGCCGCUUCUUGUAAGGUUUAUCGGAAACACUUUUGGGGCGGGAAAUCCACUCAAAUUAAUAGAGUAGGUAUAAAGUAGCCUUCUUCAGGUAUCUUCUCUUUCUUUUUUUGGCGCAAAUUAAUACCUAAAUUAAGUUCAUUUUCGGAGGAAAACACUGCUACGAGGUGAGGGCGAUAAAAGUAAAAAAUGGCGGUUUUUAAUUAUUAUUGCUACUUUUAGGGGGGGGGGUUGGUUAUGUAUUCCGGUUUAAAAUUUACAUUUGAAUUUGAAAAGCAUUUGUAUGUGUUGUUCGAUAAAAUUUUAAAAGAAAUAUUUAUUCUAAAGCAGUAUUAGGUGCCGACAUAAAGAACCCGCCAUCUUUUACGGGAAAUUACAGGCAAAGUAUGGCGGGUUCUUCAUGUCGGCGCCUAAUAUCUACGCAAUUUGAAAACUUGAUUACUAUGAUAUGUAUAGGAAUAAAUUGAAAAUAAUAUUCGAAACGAUAAAUUUUUAUAUUCCUUCGGGACUAGAACGUCGCCGUGUUUUGAAUUUAUAAUUCGCAGGUGUCUGACUUUGAAACCUGAAUAUUAUACAUUUACUGGCUUUGCUUUUUGAUUCUUAACAUUUUUGUAAGAGGUGGGAAUGUGAAGGAUUUCUAAAAAAAUAAUAGUGUAGGCUUAUGUUAUGUUAAAAUUUUAGACACAGCACAACAUUUGAGAUUUAGCAGAACAUUUUAAGCUUAGUAUGUGGCUUAGCACACAGUUCUAGGUUUAAACACAGCUACCGGCUUAGGAAAGUGUAGUUAAGGUAGUAACAGAUAUACUAUUACGUCGUUCAUUUAAUUCUGCGCCUUUUUCAAACAAAUUUCUUUCGUUAUGGGGGGCAGAAUUAAGUGAACGACCUAAUAGUAUGUCAGGCGAGACUAAAGUAAUGUAGAGGGCAACAAUGUAACUUUUUUCGUGUUAUAUAUUUAUCGAAUGUUUGAACGAUAAUUCAAUAAGCUCUCAACGAAACGCGGGCGUUUUUCAAACAGAGUGUUUUCUGGUUCAGUAGCUGCACAUGAACAAUAUGAUCUUGUUCGCUAACUUAUUCUUGGGUUUAAGACUGGAAUAUACAAGUAUUUGGCCGAUUUCUUUGUCUGAAAUUAUUGUUUUUUGUUGAUUAAGUUGUGUUUGAAUAGGGGAUUAUGUUGUUCGCGGGCAGGUGAAUAUACACAAACUUGAGGCACGAGUGGUUUAGUACUAUUUUAAUAUUUUAAAAGGUUGUUUUGUUGUUUCAGGAGGUUUAGAAACAUUUUUGAGGCUUAAAAACAUUUUUGAGGCUAAAAACAAUCAAUUUACGUAUAUUCAGUUUUGUUAAUUUUAUCAGUAUAAAUGGCUUUAAAAGCUUGAUAUAUACUUAUAUGCACAUCUACUACAACAUUAUUAAAUUUCUUUCAAGAUUUCGCAUUUAAACUCACACAAUGAAAGCCUACUUCAAUUCAGACCAUUUCCGAGUUGAGAAUGGCCGUUGGGCAGUUGUAUUGCAAUAAGAGUAUUCGAAUAAAUAUUUCUUUUUAAAAACACAUAAAAGCAGUUUUUUGCAGCUUAAGGUGCUUGAAACUGGUUAAAAGGUCUUUAUGGUGUUUAAUAAUGUUGUAAGGGUCUGGGAAUGGGCCAAAACGUGCUAGAGUAAAUGCUUUAACGAUGGUUUAGGCAGAUGGAGUAGUUAGUACAAUUCUUACUUUACUUUAUCUGAGUCUUAAUCUAUCUUGGUAUUAGAUUUAUGAUAAUUUGGUUCUACCCUACCCUUUCCUAUCCUACCCUACCCUACCUUACCCUAUUCUUUUUUAACAUAUUGUGCCUUAACCAUACUUCUAUCUUUUUUAACCCAACUUCAUCUAAAGCGACCAUUAGCUGUUAUUAGUCAUCGUCAACUAUAAUAUUUAUGGAAAAUUAUUCAGCACUCUUUCACUCGCAUUUUACCAUUCGCUCUUUGUCUAUUUCACAUGAGCAUGAUCGCAGUGUUCUUUUAUUUUGGGUUUGUUUAUAACCCUUGACCCUAUAAUUCUCGGAAGUGCCGCAUUUUUGUGUUUAUUCAAAUGCUAAAGGUUUUUUUGGUUUCUUUAAAGGUCACGUGAAAUUUAAAAGAAGGGGGGGGGGGUGAAAAAAGAUUUUUUUGGGAAAUUUUAGGCCAUUUUUGGGGAGCUUGAAACACGACUAUCUUUUGACGCAGUGUGGUGAAAAGAGGGGGGCUUUUUUGAAAUUUUUUUGCAAAAUCAUGCUUAAUUUUAGGUUAAGGGACAAAUCUUCGGACGCGUAGGGUGAAGAGGGUGAUGCUUUUUUAAAGUGUUUUGCAGAAUAAUACAUUUUCAAAGUAAUUCUUAAUAUUAUGUUAAUAACAUGUGUGAAAGCAUGUCAGUGCAGGUUGAGUUGACUCUGUUCCAAUAUGAUUAUUUGAUUUGUUUAUCAAUUUUUGUCGCUCUUCUCAACUUUAUCGAAUAACUUUUUGUUUCAUGGUUUUGAAUUUAAUCAUAUCCAAUAUAAAUGACUUUUAAAAUUUUAAAAUUUUGGUUUUUGAAUAUUAAUUGUAAAUUUGUUUUAAAAUUUUAACUAAAUUUCAAAAUUUUUCAGCUUCAAUCCUCCUUCGCGAAACACAUGAUCUACCUGGAAGAGCAUCGGGACGUCGGGGACGGUGUGGUGCGAGCGAAACAGUUGGCCGACGAGCACGACGAAUACGCGGAGAACGCCAUGUCGGACGUUCAGGCGGCGCGCAACCUUCACCAACACGGUGAAGCGCUAAUGUCGGUGGGGACGGACGGUCAGCUGUCUGAUAGUUUGGCGCCCAAAUGUGAUGAAUUAAGUCGAAUGGCGGACGCAUUGACUUCCGCGUUGGACCGGCGAGCUCAAGUGUUGCGGUUGAGUGUGAAUAUGCAUCGACAGAUCAGCGAGGUAAGGGGAGUUUGAAAAUGAUAAGGUGGAGAUUUUAAGAAUUUUUUUUUAAUUGAAAAUUAAAAUUUUGGUGGGUUUGAAAUUUUUUUAAAUCUAAUAUUUAAGUUUUUGGUAGCAAAAUGCAAAAAAUAAAGUCCAUGGCAAUAUACCACUGCAUGAUUAUAUAAAGCUUGCGUGCCAUGCUGUCGUAAUCCCACACAUUCACAUUUAUCUUUAUUUGCGUUUUUCGGAUUAUCCUCGCGCAUCCAUUUUCAUCUAUAUUGGCACAAACGGAACAUGUUCAUUUGCGGUCUUGUUUAAGUUGGCGAGUUUGGGCUAGACAAAAGGACUUUAAAAUUUAAGAAAAUUAGCUUAAAAUCAUGUGUAACUUGCGGGGUAAAAAGAUUUUUAGGUUAGGGUUAGUAUGGUAAGAUAGGGUAGUGUAGGGCAGGGUAAAAAACUAUUCUUGAACUUUUUUAUAAAUUGUACCCAAAAGUAGCGGGACACUUUUUAGUUAAAAAGUAAAUGAAAAGUGUCCCACUACUUUUGAUUCAACCUAAUAUGUUGUUUGCCAAAUUAGCAUACCAGUGAUUUAUGAAGCGAACAAUUGGGGUUGCGGUUUUCGGAAGGUAAUUUGUUAAUCGGGUGGGUGCAAUUAGGCUUGGAUGGACAAAGAAAUGGAAAUGUUUUGUUUUAUUGCAUUUAAUUUUAAAUUUUGUUUAAAUUUUUCAUUUGGUAUUUUGUUUUUGGGUUGAUAUCGAGAACUAAUAGUGCCGAGAUAUUGUUUUAUUUAUGAUUUGUUAGUCAUCUUAGUAUUUUUUAUACAAAAAUUGCUAAAGUUUUCAAAAGCUGUAUCAUAAUAUAACGUCAAUUUUAUAGCGCUUUAGGGACUUUUCUUACUUUUUUAACAAAAUUUUAACAAUGUUUUCCCAGCUGACCGAUUAUAAAUAAUAGCUCAGAUUCUCUACACUAAAUUUAUGCUUGUUUAUUUGCAUUGUGUGCCAGAGGACAAAUCCGAGGUUGAAAUUAGGAAUCUUCAAGGAACGGGUUAUAAAUCAUUUGUGGUAAAACAGAUGGACAGGCCUCUUAUUUUAAUGAAGGGUGGUACAUCAUGGUGUAUUUGGGGUGGGGGGGGGUUUAAUUUUAGGUAUAAAAUAAUUUUUUUUAAAGGUGUUUUUUGUUUGAAAGGAUAAUUAAAAAUUGUUUUUGUUCAAAUUGAGCAUUUAUUAAAGGGUUUUGCGUUAAAAGCAAAAAUUUUUGUACUUAGUGCCAAAACACUGCAUAUGGCUAUAGUUCUCGGCGAUUUGUGGUUAUAAACUGAGCAGCGGCCUUUAAUUCUGCCAUUUCUUUGUUUACAUUUGUCCAUUUUUAGUUACGGAUAUGUUUCCAAACUAAGGAACAGCAGGCGAAUUUUCAUAUUUUUAAAAAAAAUUUUAUUUUUAUUAAUUGAAAUUAAUUUUUUUUAAUAUUAAAGACCGCGAAACAAUAUUUUUGUUACAAAAAGUAUCAUAAGCCUAAAAUUGUUUAUUUUGGAACAUUCGAAAAAAGUAAAAACUGACCACUGAUAAGGAACACGUCGAUCACUUUACGACUGUCCAUUCAGUCGACCUUUAUUUACGACACCAAAUAGCUACUUUUAUCAGUUGCUUGGUUGUUAGAUACGAUUUUUUGCUUGUUUCCGGUCAUUUUUGAAAUUUUAAAUUUAAGUUUUUAAAAAUUAAAUUUUUUUCUCGAAAUUUUAGGAUUUUUUAAACUAUUUUGAAAUUUUUUUUAAUUUUAAAAAUGAUUGAUGAUAUUAAAACCCCUCAAAGUUUAAAAAUGUGUUUGAAACCGGGAAAAUGUCAGAAAAUAAGCGUGAACUUGAUUUAUUGCUUAAAGGUGGGCCAAAACUAACUAUUUGUUUCUCAAAGCUUUAGCAUGACCUUGGUUUAUUUAAAGUUUUAUUGGUUAUAUAAAUACUUAAAAUAGAAAUUUUUUAAUUUUAGGCGACGUCCUGGUGCAGAAAAGGCGUAGAUAUCUUGUCAAACAUACCAUUGGAACUGAAUAACACAGCAGCUUUACAAUCUGUCAAAGGUUUGGACGAGUUUUUGGCCGAAGGAGCGACUCUACAGGUAAGAAUUUAUUUUGUGUGAAGUAGUAUGGUAACAAGCAACGAAGGGAGUGGGGUUGGGGUGGUAAACAUGAAAAGAGGCCGGACACAGUAGGCUUUAACGUUCAUCUUGGGGGUAGAGAAAAUAAAAUUUUUUAUGCUUAAUUUGUAACUAUAAUAUAAUCAUUUCAAAAAUUCAGUUGGACGCAUUUAACCAAAUGCCACCAAACAUGACCAAUCUCAUUCUCCUCACCACUACCGAGACCUCAAGUUUGUUGGCCCAUGUGUCCGAGCGCAUCGAGGACAUUAAAAAGCUGGGGUUUUCACGACGCGACGCCUUACAAAAGAUAGCCGAACGGGAAAGUAACAAAAAGCCGAUCCAAGUGGUUAGUCCGGAAAAGACCAACAAAGUUAGACAUCCACAGCAGCCCAACAGCAACAAGGUUGGUUUAAAAUUUUAUUUUUUUUAAUUUUGGAAGUUUGAAAUUUUAAUUUUUGAAAUUUUUUUUAAAUUUUGAAAUUUUCGAAAUUUUUAAAAUUUUCAAAAAAUUAUUUUUAUAUUUACAAACAAAAAGUAUUGAUCAAUGCACACCACGUAACUUUACGAAAUUUCGUAUUCAAAAAAGUCGAAAAAGAUACAAAAAAUCGGAUUAAAAUCGAUCACCCACUCUGGUGAACGAUGUCACUUUGCCGCGGCGGAAAGCUACGCGCUUUAUUCGAAUAUUUUUUUUUGUUUCCCCAACAAAGAAACGCAAAUAUUUUUGUUGGAGAGUAAUUUUAUUCAGAAUUUCGCCCCGUCUUUUCUCACCUGGAAGUUAUUUAAUGCUUGA
Bursaphelenchus okinawaensis is the source of this 9082-nucleotide messenger RNA. The record is from the annotation of a GenBank genome assembly. Lineage: Eukaryota; Metazoa; Nematoda; Chromadorea; Rhabditida; Aphelenchoididae.